AUGAUGUUAAGUAGUAUUCACUGUAUCACUAGGUAUGAAUUAGAAAGUAAACUGAAAGAUCAUAAAGGUCGGAUAACGAAAGAUGAUUUUGUAAAUUUUUUUAAGAAAGUUGCAACAAGACAAGAAAUUUAUUACAUUCUUGUUAGAUAUUCCAGUGGAGCGGAACAUUUAAGCGCUGAAGAUUUAAAGAAUUUUUUCGAAAGUGAACAAGGGAGAACUGGUCUAACUCUCGAACAGUGUACAGCAAUCAUCAAUCGUUUUGAACCAUCCCAAGAAAAUCGUCAAUACAAUCUGAUGGGUAUAGAUGGUUUCACUUCAUUGCUCUUAUCUGAAGAAUGUGAUAUAUUCAAUCCUGUACACUUACAAGUAUGCCAAGAUAUGUCUCAACCAAUAACACAUUAUUACAUUGCAUCAUCGCAUAAAACAUUUCUACUCGAAGAUCAACUUACAGGUCCUUGCAGUAUUGAAGGUUAUCAAAGAGCACUUCUUUCAGGUUGUAGAUAUAUUGAACUUGAAGUCUACGAUGGUCAUGAUGGUCAUCCAGUUGUCAGACGUGUAAAUUCACGACCUCCUGGCAUUCCAAUACAAGCUGUAUUAAAUACAAUACAUGAUUUUGCAUUUAUUCGUUCAGAAUAUCCAGUGAUAGUAUCAAUUGAAUGCUACGCAUCACAAGCUCAACAAAGUGUACUCGUCACUUUCCUUCGUUGUUGCCUUGGCCACCGGUUACUCCUACCAAACUCAGAGUUCACUUUCAACUUGAGUGAAUCACAAUUAGAAAUUGAAGAUCAAGUUGAAAAGGCAAGAUAUCACAACUCCACGGCCGGUGGGAGUGGUGUUCACAAAGCCUAUCGUAAGAAUAGUCUACAAGUUGUCGAUUUGAAGAAUGAAUCAACAGUUUAUGCAUCAGACGGUUCAUAUGUACGCUGGCCAUCACCACGUGAUCUUAUAGGACGUAUUCUAUUGAAAGGGAAACGACUACCGAAAGGUACAACGACAACAACAACAACAGCGGCUACGAUGAACAAUGAACCAGAAAAAUGGAUGAAUGGUGGUGUAGCUAAUAUUAAACGGAUCUUUACUUCAUCAUAUGUUACACCAUGUCAACAACCAACUACAGUUAUCAGGGAAUUAUCUGAUAUGUUUUUCUUCGAUACAACUAAUUAUGAGUACAUUCCCAAUAGUGAUUCACUUAAAUGUAAGUGA
Molecule: messenger RNA, 1203 nt
Organism: Trichobilharzia szidati
Lineage: Eukaryota; Metazoa; Platyhelminthes; Trematoda; Strigeidida; Schistosomatidae
Source: the annotation of a GenBank genome assembly